Messenger RNA from Orbicella faveolata, 4588 nucleotides. Its product is annotated as paladin-like. The record is from RefSeq and is a predicted model, not a curated record. Lineage: Eukaryota; Metazoa; Cnidaria; Anthozoa; Scleractinia; Merulinidae.
GCCAAAAUAGGAAACUACAAGUAGAUCGAAACUCGACUCGAAAUAGCUUUGAAAGCCGUGAUCGAAUUUCCGACUGGGCAGAAUAUAUGUGUGACGAUUUUCCUUUCAGCUGACUUGAACAGUACGAAAAAAUCUUUUGUAUUCAUUGUCAGAAAGCUGCUGUUACUAUAGUUUUUUUCCCCUAGUAAUGUCCAAAUCGGAAAAUCUCGCCAUCUGGUGAAUAAUAAUUAAAACUAACCGUGGAUAGCUCGACCUUCAAUAUCCUAUAUCACUGAAGGUUUCCUCGCAACACGGAACGGAUUACUUAUCAAUCUUAAUUUAACGCCAGUUCCCGGCUCUUUCAGUCUUUCCUCUGACAUUUUGCUGCAGGGAUUUAUUAGUAGAAGAUUGAUCUUAUAUAAUAAGAAAUGAAAAUACGGUACAUGUAUAAGAUUUCUGGAAAAAAAACUUGGGCAAACAUCAUUUUUCUUCGGCCCUCGGAAAUUGCGUUCAUUAAAUUUAUAUGCAAAUCUGAAUCAAGCAUAUUAUUUAUCCGUUCCAAACAAUCUCCGUUCAUCAGGCUAAGUUUUGCCAUCAGUUUGACUCAAACGAUUUCCAAGGCAACUAAUCCUAAAUGUCUCGGCCUGUCACGCAGUUACAACAGCCCACAUACGAGGCCCAAUUUUCCGCCAUACAGCUAAGAUGAUCAGACAGAUAUAUAUUACAACAGUAAAAAAAAAAAAAAAAAUAUAUGUAUAUUGCUCAAAAUUAAAUUUUUUUUCCCAGAUUCUACGCCAAGACUUAACGUGAAGUGUUUGUGAGGAAUUUAAUGUAGAAACAUAUCACAAACCACCAUUGGGGUUUUCAAUUUAAAGUUAUGAUUACGAUCGUGGUAAAUUGAUUUGUCCUCACCAAACGCCAUUAUUUUCCUUUUUAAUGCAAAUGAAGAAUUAUUUAGAUCAAACAACGAUCAAUCAAGUCCUGUUCGAUCCAUUUUUGUCUGGAAAUAUCAGUUUUACCCUCGGCUGGGCCACAUUUCCCUCUAGGGGCAAUUUUCGAAGAGGUAUUCGUUUAGUGUUCUUGCCAUUGGUUGCUACAAGGAAUAUUGGGUUUGGGAACUUUGAACCACUGAAUGACGCAUUUACAGAAUAGGUCUUUUUCGAUGUUGGGAGAUGGGAACUGGAGCUAGCAGUGGCGGAUCACAGGCAGGAUCAAAUCCAAAUGUAAAAGAAGGCUCCAUACCGUCGACAGAGGACAAAUCAUCGAGGAAAGCGUCUUCUAUAUCGAAAAAACACUCAAACGGUUUCAUUACAUUGAGUUAUGAGCCGACAAAUACACCACUUAUUCGAAAACGAGGCUUCAUCAAGGAAGGAUUUCCUGUGCACGGACUUAUUCAAGACAAAUAUUUCCUAAUAAAAGAUCACUUUGAAGGAAUCGACAAGCUCAAGACCUUGGACAAGUAUGGUGCACCGAAUUUCCGCAAGAGCUGCGGUCCUUAUCCUGUUUAUGGAAUGGGUCAACCGUCAAGAGAUGGGUUAGCUCACGUAAUUCAAUCAUUGGUUGAAAAUGGACACAAGGAGAUAGUGUCGUUUAACUUGCGAGAGGAGCCGGUGAUAUUUGUGGGGCUCAAUCAUGACUUUGUGCCUUACUCGCCCCGGGACCCGAACAGUCUGAAAGGUAACAUCGCUAAUCACGGAGUAAAGCCCGAAGAACUCGCUGACACAGAGCUCAAAAUAAGAGAAGAGAUAAUUAGGUUUUCAAUCGACGAAGGUGGAAAAUUUUAUUUCUACAACAACGUGGAAACAUUUGAAGACGAGCCCCACCCAUAUAAGGUUACAUACGAGGAAGACCUGUGUGUGUUGGAUGAAAUCUAUAGCAGACAGAUCUUUCUCACACCUUUCCUUAGAUAUUCUCGGAUCCCUAUCACUGCCACCAAUGCUCCCGAAGAGCAAGAUUUUGACCAGUUCAUCAGCGCCAUUAAAGACAUUCCUCAGCUAUUCGACAGCAACUCGUCGGCUCCCUUGCCUGCCAUGGUGUUCAACUGUCACGUCGGCCAGGGUCGCACCACUACUGGCAUGGUGAUUGGCUGUUUAAUCAUGUCACACAGGACUGGUUUUCCAUCCGAGGCACACCACAUUCCAAUGCCUGUCGACGAAAACAAUCCAAACCUUGAGAGGGGAGAAUUUAGAAUAAUCCAACAGCUUGUGAAGUAUCUGCCAGGUGGAAAAAAGAUAAAACAAGAGGUGGAUUCUGUGAUUGACAUCUGCUGUGACGUCAUGAACUUGCGAUCUGUCAGUUAUGAGUGCAAAUGUAAACUGGAGGAGAUAAAGGAUGACUAUAAAAUCGAGGGUCAAAGUGCUCGUGAAUACUGGUUGAGAAGAGGUCUGAGUGCCUUAGAGCGAUAUUUCUUUUUGAUCCUCUUCAAUGCAUACUUGCACGAGCAGUUUCCACUUAUGUUUUCACAAACGUUCCGGAAGUGGAUGCAGCAGAGGCCUUGGCUCUACAGAAUGCUGAGUCAUAUUGACGUCAUGGAGAAGGGUGUGACGUCAGAAUUCAUCUCUAAAUACCAAAAUCAAACUUGCCUGGUUUCUGAUGAACAAGAUAGUUUGGAUGUCUUGAGCACCCAGCGGGAAUUUGAGGUUUCAAAUUUUCGUAAAGUUCCCGGAUUACCGAUAUAUGGCAUGUGCCAACCGUCAAGACAGGGACUGCAUCGUGUUUCAAGCUAUCUUCUCGGUCCGAAGUGUCUUCAUCCUAAAGUUGUGUUUUUCAACUUGAGGGAAGACCUUGCUGUAGACUGUGACGGCAGCACGUAUAGUCCGAGAGAGCUCUCUAAUUUAACCGAACAUAUGCCAUUUAGAGGACUGGACACUAGUGAGGUAGAGCACAAGGAGAAUGAAUUAAAAUCAGAAUUGUUAAAGAGAGGAAAGAAACGACCCACACAGGUUUACAAGGAUCUCCACGGCGCGCCUGUUGUGCACGAGUUCAGCAGUGUUCUGACCAUGCGUGAAGCAGCGGAGCUCUGCAUGGCAAAGAAUCCACAGACGUUGUAUUUUAGAAUGCCUUUACCAGAAGACAAAGCUCCAGAGGAGAAGGACUUUGACCGUAUAUUAUCAACUCUUAACAACUUGCAUGAGAUUUACACAGAUGAAGACGGUCCUGCUAUUGUUUUUAACUGCGAGCUAGGCAAGGGUCGAACAACCACGGGCAUGGCAAUUGCUGCACUUAUUUACUGCAACAAGAAGGGUUUUCCAGUGGGUACUAAAGUAGACGAGCAAGAUCCAGCUUGUGUUCCCAAUGCAAAGUACACGCUGGGCGAGUUUUCAGUUAUUCGCCACCUUAAAAGAGUCCUGCCCAGCGGUCCGCAGAGGAAGCGAGAGGUUGAUUAUGUCCUGGACAGAAUCUCAGAGACCAUGACACCAAUGCACUAUCACUCAAGAGAAGUUAUCUUCAGCACUUUUAAUUUGUAUCGUAAUGGCGUCUGCUCUCGACGCGGGGAAAUUCCAGAGUUUCGAAAAAGGAGCCUUUACUUGCUGGAGAGAUAUUUUUAUCUUAUCCUGUUUAACACGUACCUUCACAUGGAGAGAAGAACCAAAUGGCAACGGUCGUUCAGUCAAUGGAUGACUGAAGUUGCAACAGCUGCGGGCGUUUAUGAAAUUCUCGACAAUUUUGGCUUCCACGAUUUUGAAAAAACAGAGGAACGCUUGCGCGCGCUGCGCUGGAGAUGGCGGGAAAGUUACAAGGGGAAGCCGUCAAAUUGAUAAUUUGGGCAGGAAAUGUGAUUUGCGACAAAGCUAGUCUUCUCUUGCAGUAAACUGAGUCCUUGCAAAUUAGACUUUCAUUAACAAAUAUCUAUGUAAUUGAUAUUUAUUAUAAUUUAAUACUAGAGUAAAAUGCGACGUCAGAAUCAUUACAGACUUCUUAAUUGAUCGUUGCAGACCUGAAAAAUGUAAAUAAGUUUUAUUUUAUUUGCCUUAAAAGAUGUUAAGUCUCUUGAAAAGAAUUUUGCAAUGUCCUAUUUUUAGAAAACAAUGUCCUUUAACCUCCUCCGAUCUACCAUGCUGUAGCACUGUGUUUCUAAUACUACUAUGCUUGCAUGGCAAUGCUCACGAGGCUAGGAGAGUAUCAUGGUCUAUUCUCGUAGGCCGUUCUUUGUAAGUGACGCAGUGGUCGCUAAACCAAUCAAAGGGAAGGGGAAAGAAAUCUAAUGAUAGUAAAUAAUUAGCAGGGUUAGGGCAGGUUCUCGCUCUGCGAGUGUUGUUUUCGUUUUGUUAAAUGUCUAGACUGCCCAGCAACAACACCAGCAACAACAAAAACAAAAACAACAACAGCAAACGUAAAGGAAAGAAAAUGAUAUUUAUUCAUAAAUACCGUAGUCACUUUUUUCCAAAGUUUAUACUCAGGAUCCAUCACCAUCCUAAGAAAAAUUCAUUUUGUCCAUGCAAGGUGACGGUGGUCCAGUAAUACGAGAAUAAUACUACAAGUUAAAGUUCAAGACUUGGUUCUGAAUUUUAUUUAAUGUUAUGAACAUAUUAUAUAUAUGCAUCUCGCUGGCGACAUUGUACAUACACAGUAAUGAUAGAAGGAAACACAAUAAACAUGGUUAACUUUA